ACUUAAUCCUUACCGGCAGCGCCAAGGCCACAUUGUUCUAUGCAAAUAAGUUUUUUACGUUGAGAGGGAAAGUCGUAUUUAACAAGUGAAACCACAUCAAUAUGUUCGUUGUACGUCGUAGUGUUGCCCGCCUGUACCCCAAUGGAGUCCAAUUGGCUAAGAUGAGCGGCAGCCAAAUUGGCGAUUUGGGCAGUGGCGCCGGUAAGGGAGGCGGCGGCGGUGGAUCCAUUCGCGAAGCCGGCGGAGCUUUUGGCAAACUGGAGGCUGCUCGCGAGGAGGAAUACUUCUACAAGAAGCAAAAGGAGCAACUUGAUCGCUUGAAGAACGACCAGAUCCAUCAGGCCGAAUUCCAUCAUCAGCAGAUUAAGGAGCAUGAGGAGGCCAUCCAGCGCCACAAGAACUUCUUGGACAAUCUGCACAAGUAAAUUUCGAAUGCAUCCAACUAAAUAUUCACUCCUAAGACACAUUCAGUAACAAUGCAUUUUAAAUUUUACAAGUUUUAUAAAAAGAAGAAAACGCAAAUGUGUACUUGUCCAGUUUAUGCCCCUUUACUCACAAACUCGUUCCGUGUGCUUUCUAAACAGAAUAUACAUGAAUAAAAUAUUAUACUAAAGUGCUUUAAUUAAA
Drosophila willistoni is the source of this 627-nucleotide messenger RNA. RefSeq names its product ATPase inhibitor A, mitochondrial. Lineage: Eukaryota; Metazoa; Arthropoda; Insecta; Diptera; Drosophilidae. Gene Ontology annotation, molecular function: ATPase inhibitor activity. The record is from RefSeq and is a predicted model, not a curated record. Bases 102 to 425 code for a protein of 107 amino acids. The transcript is spliced from 4 exons. Gene Ontology annotation, biological process: negative regulation of ATP-dependent activity. Gene Ontology annotation, cellular component: mitochondrion.